GAGAGUAAAACGUCGAUACUGUUGCACCUUGGUACAACUGAGGAUGAUGGGUUCAGUACUUUAUUUGGCACCUGAUACAAUUCCCGAACUCAAAGACCGGAUUCCACUCUCUUGAUAUAAAACCGCUCUCGCCAAUCUGGGUAUAUCUAGAACAGCCACCAAUGCAGCAACGGUCCACAGUCUCUGACUACCUCUAGAACCUGCUGGCAGAAAUCAAACUCGGUUCAUGAAGCCAUAGAAACCCUCCGAAGAUGGACACCAUCCUCCAAACGCAAUUCGACCGCGUCGAAACCGCCCUCAACGCUCUCAUCGACUCCAUCACCACCUACAACCCCCAACCCUCCACCGCCACCGACCUCCUCGCCGCCGACUCCGACCUCAGCUCCGGCCUCGCCCUCCUCGAACGCCACCAGCACAACCACACCUACAUCCUCACCCUCCGCUCCCAGAUCACCCACCUCGAGGAGCACAUCCAAUCCACCCUCCGCCGCGUCGCCGACACGCGCAAGGAGCUGCUAGCCGCGAAGCCGACGCCGUCCACCCCGUCGGACGAAGAUGCGGCGAAACCCCGUCCCGUCACCGUCGAUGAGCUGCUGUUCUAUGCGAGGAAUAUCAGCCGCUUUACCGUCCCCCCGACGCAAGCACUGAGUGAGCCACCGCCGCCCGCACCUGUGACGGAAACAUUGCCGCACGGCGAACAGGGGCAGGAGAUGGGGGCGGGAAUGUCGGCGUUAGGUGCGGACGGACGGCGGACGGAGGACAAGGGCGAGGUGGAGGCGACGAGGCGGGGGAUGGGCGUCGGGUGGAAGAGCUUGACGGAGGACCAGCGCGUGUGGCUGGAUCAGAUGUCGCGGGCGCCGUUUAUGCCGUGGCCGAAUGAGGAGAGUAUCAAGAACGGGACGCUGGCGGCGAUCAGGGGGGUGAAACCGGUGUGGAUGGAAGAGGGGAAGGUGGAGACGGAGGUUUUAGAUAGUGGCGUGGAGGAGAAUCGGGAGGAGACGGCGGUUCCGGCAAAGGCUGCAGACGUUGGGACUGGGGGGGUUAGUAGGCCGAGAGAGACGGUGCCGCAGCAAGAGCCGUCGUUAGGGUUCGAUCUAUAUGAUCCGGAUGAAUGAAUGGCAUCGAUUUAACAGUAUACAAUCAAGCCAGAUACCCAACCCAUAGCUGAACAAGUCUUCACUAAGGCUCAAGCGAAUGAUGUUAUAUUAUAAUAAUAGCCUGGCAAUACAGACUCAGCUAUGGAUGACAAAACUUAUUCGUCUUCGGGGUUAGUGGCUGCUAUCGCCUAUCCCUCCUCCCCACUCUCUGCUCCCUCAAAUUCAUCCAGGCC
Molecule: messenger RNA, 1330 nt
Organism: Eremomyces bilateralis CBS 781.70
Lineage: Eukaryota; Fungi; Ascomycota; Dothideomycetes; Eremomycetales; Eremomycetaceae
Exons: 1
Coding region: 252-1115 (287 amino acids)
Biological process (GO): regulation of transcription by RNA polymerase II
Cellular component (GO): core mediator complex; mediator complex
Molecular function (GO): transcription coregulator activity
Source: RefSeq, a predicted model, not a curated record